Molecule: messenger RNA, 2107 nt
Organism: Teleopsis dalmanni
Lineage: Eukaryota; Metazoa; Arthropoda; Insecta; Diptera; Diopsidae
Gene: Bap111
Product: SWI/SNF-related matrix-associated actin-dependent regulator of chromatin subfamily E member 1
Exons: 2
Coding region: 68-1915 (615 amino acids)
Biological process (GO): negative regulation of DNA-templated transcription
Cellular component (GO): SWI/SNF complex
Molecular function (GO): nucleosomal DNA binding; nuclear receptor binding
Source: RefSeq, a predicted model, not a curated record
UUGACAGGAGAAAGAAAAUUUUUCUGAGACGCUAAUUUGGUUGUACGGAAAACAAAAGUUGUAAAAUAUGUCGCUUCCAAGUAAUUAUAAACAAAUUGCGGCAAAUGUUGGACCCAGCACACCAGUUGCAACUACUGGUUCAGGCGGUUCCAGUCGGUCUCGUUCUUCAGGCGCGAGUGCAUCUGAACGCAACAAAGAUACUACACCAAUUUUUACUCAUAGUAACUAUGGUAAUCCUGCGUUCACACCACAAAAAGUGGGUAAGUCGUCAAGUUCGAAGAGUCAAUCCGAAUCUCGCGCUCCGAAACCGCCAAAAGCACCUGAAAAGCCUGCGUUACCUUAUAUGCGGUAUUCGAGACGUGUGUGGGAUAACAUAAAAGCACAGCAUCCAGAAUUAAAACUUUGGGAAUUGAGCAAGAAAAUUGGCACAAUUUGGAAACAAUUACCAGAUAUAGACAAACAAGAAUAUGUUGACGAAUAUGAAACUGAUAAAUUGGAAUACGAAAAAUCACUUAAAGCUUAUCAUAAUUCUCCAGCAUAUUUGGCAUAUAUGGCAGCAAAGAGUAAGUUGAAAACCGAUGCGGACGUACACGAGACACCAUCACGUGCAAGCGGCAAAAGUCAACAAGAACGGCGAAUCGAUAUACAACCAGCAGAAGAUGAAGAUGAUCAGGAUGAUGGAUACUCUUUUAAGCAUGUAGCUUAUGCACGUUAUUUGCGUAACCAUCGACUAAUCAAUGAAAUCUUUUCUGAUGCUGUGGUGCCGGAUGUCCGAUCAGUAGUAACUACACAGCGUAUGCAGGUUUUAAAACGUCAAGUUAGUUCUCUUACAAUGCAUCAAACCAAACUAGAAGCUGAGCUCCAACAAAUGGAGGAGAAAUUUGAAACUAAAAAGCAACGAAUGAUGCAGAGUAGCGAAGCAUUUCAGGAAGAACUUAAACGUCAUUGCAAACCAGCGGUAGAUGAAGAAACUUUUCAAAAGAUGGUACAGCGUAUGUAUGAGGAAAUGAAACGUGAUCGUCAACGUGUUGAUGAUCCCAGAGAAGUGCAUUCAAACCCAAAUAUACCUCCUACAGCAAGUCGUGCAGAGGAAAAGCCACAGAUCACGCCACCACAAGCUCAAAUAGCGCCGACUAAUACAUCAGCAACCAUUCCAGCUGAAAAAAAUGAGAUUGUACAAGCUCCUUUACAUAAACCUGCUCCAGAACAGAGUAUCAAACCUGAAACUGAACCAAUGGAAACUGAUUCCUCUCCCAAAGCUGUAUCAAGCAUGCCAGCUAAAACCGAUGUGCGUCCAAUUGAAUCUCCAAAGAUUCAAAAGAUGCCCACAGAUGCUAUAAGAGAAACAUCUAAGCCUAUGCCACCAUCAACUGGUAAACAAGUGCAACCAAGUCCCACACCUACUCCUACACCAACUCCCACGCCACCACCACCAACACCACCCCCAGCAUCAACUGCUCCUGCUACAACAAACAAUCCACCAAUCUCAAAUCCAACAAAUGCUCCUUAUCACCCGCAAGGAGCUUACUAUGCUGCUGGCGGUGCUCCACAUUAUCCUGUGCAACCGAUGCCUGCACCAACUGGUCCAGCACGUUCACCAUAUUAUCAAUCGCAAUAUGGUCCUCAUCCGACGCAGCCAUAUGGUCAAUAUGCACCAUAUACACAUUAUCAACAACCUUAUGGACCACCACCUGGUCCACAUUAUAUGAAUUCUCGUCCACCACCUCAACACAAUGGUUCACCAGUUCAUUAUCCCGAACACUAUCCUCCACAACCUCAUGAUGUUUAUGGACAACCACCACAUAAUACUGUUCCACCACAGCAACAACCUUUACCUCCUGCUGCACCACAACCAAACGUUCCUCCAUCCACUACUCCUGAGGCACCUAAAACCGAAGACAAAAAGGACGAGUAAUUGCAAUAUUUAUUAAAUAAAAUAUAAAAAACAAUUUUGAACAUAUAAGUAGAGUUUUAGGUUAAUUUUCAUCAAUUUACAUAAAUUUAUACUACGAACUUAUUGAUGUCUGUAACGUAACAAUAAUAAAAAAUUCGAAAUAUGUUAAUAUUAGAAAGUCUGGUAAAGUAAUUGAUUAUAUUAAUAUAUAAA